Molecule: messenger RNA, 682 nt
Organism: Galleria mellonella (greater wax moth)
Lineage: Eukaryota; Metazoa; Arthropoda; Insecta; Lepidoptera; Pyralidae
Product: protein C10
Exons: 4
Coding region: 192-539 (115 amino acids)
Biological process (GO): post-embryonic development
Source: RefSeq, a predicted model, not a curated record
GACAUAACUUGACAUUGACAAGUUAUUUCGUCUGUGCUUGAUCUUGGCCCUAUAAAUAUUAUUUUCUUUUCUCAAAUUUAAAACUAAUUACUAUUAUGUAGUAAAAUAUGCAGUUACUUGAUUUUUAAAGUAAAACCAACUGAUCAAGGUCCAACACAAUAGAUACUAAAUGCAUAAUCUAACCUAUAGCAAUGGCUUCUCCACAAAAUGUGACAGUUGAUCAGAUACGCAAAAUUCUGACAGAGGUUCUAGAGGCCUUAGAGUCCGUCGACUAUGCUCCGAAGCUAGAUGAGGCGAAAGAAGCAGCCGGCAAUGAGAUGUUGAAAAUGAUGCAGAUUGUUUUCCCCAUGGUGGUCCAGAUUGAGAUGGAAACUAUUAAACGGCAUGGUUUUACCAAUUCUAGAGAAGGAAUAGUACAGUUCACUCAGCUUGUACGGGAAAUGGAGAGUGACAGCGAAGUAGCACGGCUCCACUCAAGGAUUCGAAGCCACUACCUGCCUCCUGUGUCUAUCAGCUCUAAUGUAGACACCUCACUUUAAGUUUUGGAGUCCUGUAUGUGAGUCGUCACCAUCAGAGAUGGGAGCGGCAGACAAGAUCAAAGGCAUAUUAACCAUCUUGACUAGCAAACCCCACAUUGUAUUCCAAAUAAUACAGUAUUAUUAAUAAUUAUUUUAUCAAUUAA